AUGAGAAUUUAUAUAUUUCAUAAUUUAGAAUUCGAAAAAUGGACUCAAUCAUUAUACAAUUCUAUCGCUAAUCACUCUGGUUCAAAUUCAGACGUUGAUCGAUCGUUAUGUGAAGUUCUUUUACAAAUACUUACAGAUUCUCUUGGAAUAAUUAACAAAACACCACAUGAUGCUUUCAGUCUUCAUGAGGCAGCAGUCAAAUUAAGUGCAAAUCAAGUUAAACAAUCACUCGAACAACUUUGGUCUCAAUCACGUUCAACAUCCACGUCGAAAAAACGCAUAACUUACGAAGAAUUUCAAAAUCUUGCAUUUUCUGUUUAUUUAAAAACUGUUAAACAGAUUCCCUGA
Molecule: messenger RNA, 348 nt
Organism: Rotaria socialis
Lineage: Eukaryota; Metazoa; Rotifera; Eurotatoria; Philodinida; Philodinidae
Source: the annotation of a GenBank genome assembly